GAGAGUCCAGAGAUGACGUUUCCCUUUCUGUUUUCUCCAGAUCCCGAUUUGCUAGAUCGAUUCGUUGCUCCCUUCAGGAAAAGAAAACCAGUCCGCGUCUACAUGGACGGCUGCUUCGACAUGAUGCACUACGGCCACUUCAACGCGCUCCGGCAGGCGUGCUCUCUGCGACGAAUUGGUCGUCGGCGUGGUCAGCGACGAGGAGGUCAUAGCUAACAAGGGACCUCCCGUUACGCCUCUUCACGAGAGGAUGAUAAUGGUGAAGGCUGUUAAGCGGGUGGAUGAGUUUAUUCCCGAUGCUCCUUACGCAAUCACGGAGGAGUUCAUGAAGAGGUUGUUUGAAGAGUAUCGGAUUGAUUACAUUAUCCAUGGGGAUGAUCCUUGAGUUCUUCGUGAUGGAACUGAUGCUUAUGCCUUGGCUAAGAAGGCUGGGAGGUAUAAGAAGAUAAGCGUACUGAAGGAGUUUCCAGCACUGAUAUCGUUGGUCGAUAACAAACAUUUUGGAAUUUUAAGGAACGAACUUUCGAUAUGGAAACUUUGAUUCUUCUUCUGCUGAGAAUGGGUUUGAAUCUUAUAGGUAGAUAUGUAUGAGAAUGAGAAACGAGAGAGAGUGGUGAAGGCAAGUCGUGAUAUCACUAUGAACAGCAAAAAAGUCAUCUUUCAAGUUCACAGACUCAGUAAAGACAACAAAGAAGAGGUUCUGGAGAAAGCAGGGAAAGAUUUAGAAGCAGUGAGGGAUCAACACUUUGCCCGGCUGAUGAAAGAGCUUCAAGGAACUGAUUUUUGGAAGCUCCGGCGAGCUUACUCCCCAGGGGUGCAGGAAUAUGUUGAAGAUGCAACGUUUUAUAAGUUCGGCAUGUCCGGAACACUCUAUACUCUAGAUGAGAUUAACUCUACGCUUUUACCGCUUAGUGACCCUUCUCUAGAGCCACUGCAGAUCAACAUCCUUGACUAUAUUCUCGGGCUUGCAGAUAUGACUAGAGAGCUAAUGAGGAUGGCGAUUGGUAGAAUAUCAGAUGGUGAAGUCAAGUUCGCGCAGAGAAUUUGUCAGUUUGUCAGACAGAUUCACAGGGAACUGUUGUUGGUCGUGCCUCAGAUGGAUGAUAGUUAUGACAUGAAGUCAAAGAUGGAAGUGAUGCUUCAAAGUGUGAUCAAAAUUGAGAAUGGUUUCACACAGACGAACUAGAAAUCUACUCUUACUUGUGUGGCUGCUUAUGGUAUAGAUAAAAAAUGUUGGAGACUUGCAUUACUUAUUUAUGUGAUAAUAUGAAGCUUUUUUAGUUUCACUUUCUAGCUAUUGCUCUGUCAAACUUCUCAUUUUAUUUUCUUGGCUUCGGGUUGUUUCUUCUACUGCAAAACGAGGUUUUAGUAAGGAUUUUGUGCUAUGUAAUACUGAUUCAUUUCAUAGUUAAGUUUAUUAUGUGUUAAACGUUGGAAAGUGUAAGAUUUAGAGGAAGAAUGG
Messenger RNA from Brassica oleracea var. oleracea, 1462 nucleotides. Its product is annotated as translin-associated protein X-like. Bases 584 to 1186 code for a protein of 200 amino acids. Lineage: Eukaryota; Viridiplantae; Streptophyta; Magnoliopsida; Brassicales; Brassicaceae. Gene Ontology annotation, molecular function: RNA endonuclease activity; RNA binding; sequence-specific DNA binding. Gene Ontology annotation, cellular component: cytoplasm; nucleus. The record is from RefSeq and is a predicted model, not a curated record. The transcript has 8 exons.